AAGGAGAAGAAGAAGAAGAAGGAGGAGACGCACGUGUGAGUGUGUGACAUUCCUUUCAUUCCUCAACAGUCUGAUGUUUGUUGUGAUUAAGGAGUAUUUUCACUUUGUGUUGUGUUUUAUACUUCCUGUCUGGAAGCCCUGCCCCCGCCCCCUCCCACAGAGUCUAUAAAUGGAGCGCUCCUCGCUCCUCUCACUCCGAGCUUCACACUGACCGACUCCUCUUCUUCUUCUGCGUCUUAAUGAUGGCGGCUAUCGCUCUGCUGCUGCUGCUGCUGCUCGGCGGCACGAGCAUGCUGCGCCCUGCUCUCAGUCUCACAGCGCGGCAUCAGAGCCUGAGGGUCCGGAUCAACGCGACGGGCGACACCAUCGUGAUGAAGUUUGUGCGUCCGAGUGCAGACGUGAAGCUGGAAGGUUAUAUUCUUGGCUACGGCCGCAACAUGUUCUCCAAACAGUUCAUCCAGCUGCCCGAGAACGGAGAGCCGUACGAAGCCGAGAUGGAUGCAGAGUCAAAGUACCUGGUGGCCGUCCAGCCAAUCCCAGCCAAUGACGUGAAGAAGCACUGCACAGGACAGGUGAACCUGGAGAAGCCGCUCCACCUGGUGAUCGGCUCCGUCAGACCGACGGCGGUGCUGCUGUCCUGGAGGAAUGACCUGAAGACGCUGUACGAGGGGAACAUCAUGAACGAGUGUCUGGAGGACGGGUUCUACACCAUCCGCUACCGGGAGAGGAACAGGAAGUGGAUCUAUCAGACGUGCCCGACCAGCGACACAGUGGUCGACAACCUAAAGCCCAACACGCCGUACGAGUUUGGCGUCCGGUCCAACAAAGAAGACCGCAGCGGGAUGUGGAGCAAACCGAUGAUCCACAACACCAACAUGGGCAAUAGAAACGCACAGAAAGCGUACAAACUGCGUAAUCCUCUGGCCAAGCCGCUGAAACCUCACGCUCUCUUCCCUCCUCGUCCCGCUCUACACAACAGGACUCGACUCAAAAACUCAGCUUUCCCCGGCGCUCCUCGCACUUCCUUUGUGCUGCCGGAGAGCCGCCAGGAGACUUUAGCUCCGGCCGGCUCCGCGGAGCCUAACUGGCCCCGUUUGUCACUCGCUUUUGACCAAUCACAGGCCGGAUCCUCGCUGCUGAGAUCCGCUCUGGCCAAUGAGAGAGCCAAAACUAAAAAUUGGGGCUCGUCCGUCCCGAUCAACAAGAAAACCAACCAGGUGGGGAAACCUGGAGGAGCAGACAAGUUGAACAACUUUAAGCUGACGGACAAGUUGCCGAUCCUGAAACUUAAAGUCCCGCCAGCGACUGCCAAGCCGACCAAACCGGAGUGGAAACAGAGCACAACGGGCGCGCCGACCACGUCCGCCGGCCGACAGGAAACCUGGGAGGACUCGGAGCUGUUUCAACCUCAGCCGGCCUCCGACCUCGACGCCCUGGGGAAGAAACGCUACGUCGCGCCACAUGUGGUCUACCAGACAGGGAAGAAGCCAGAGGAGCCGUGCUCCAUCACCUCCUCCCUCAACUUCUUCCCCGUAGACGAACCUGGCGACGCGAACGUGACGGCCCCCCCGAGGUCUCCGCCUUCCAACCUUACCGUGGUAACGGUGGAGGGAUGCCCGUCUUUCGUCAUCCUGGACUGGGAGAAGACCGACAACGACACCACGGAGUAUGAAGUCAUCUCCACCGCCAAAGGACCCGAUGGUGAGCAGGUCUCCAUCCUGACCACCAACCAGACCCACACCACCAUAGAGAACCUCAAGCCUGAGAGCAGAUACGAGUUUAAGGUGAAGCCGAAGAACGAGCUCGGUGCCGGUCCUCCCAGUGAACCCGUGUCCUUCAACACUGAGUCGGCCGACCCUCGAGUGAGCGAGAACGUCUCAGGGAAAGAUGCAAUCUGGACUCAGUUCCCCUUCAAGACGGACUCGUACUCCGACUGUCAUGGGAAACAAUACGUGAAGAGGACGUGGUACCGCAAGUUCGUCGGGGUCCAGCUGUGCAACUCGCUCAGGUACAAGAUCUACCUGAGCGACUCGCUCAAUGGUAAAUUUUACAACAUCGGGGAUCAGACUGGCUUCGGGGAGGAUCACUGUCAGUUCGUAGAUUCUUUCCUGGAUGGAAGAACGGGCCGGCAGCUGCGAGCGGACCAGCUCCUCUCCAGAUCUGGUUUCUACCGAGCUGUGCGUCAGGAGCCCGUGCACUUCGGACAGAUUGGCGGACACUCCCACGUUAACUACGUCUCAUGGUACGAAUGCGGGACGCCGAUCCCCGGGAAAUGGUGAACAGACCCAAGUUUGUCGCAGAAGAAGAGCGGCGCCGGGUUCUUCCCCACCGGAGCUGCAGAAACACUACAGGAUGUCAGGGAAACUGUACCGAGAGGCCAUCUUUGAAUAUAUCAAACCUGAGGAGGAUACUCUGCAGAUAUAUUUUAUUUUGUGUAAAUGAAUGGGAAGCUGGCUCCCUGGAAUACUAUUUUCAUAACUUAUUUAUCAAAAGUUUUUUUUCUCGCAGAUUUUCGACUUUAAUCUCUGAGAUUCUGAGAUUUUUCUCUGAAUAUUAUCGUCUUCCUACGUAAGUAUUUUGUCGUACAUUAGCCUAGCCGCUGACAACAAAGUGUAAAAAAGUACAUUUCUUAGAUUCAGACUGAAAACGCUCCAAGCUAACGUUAGCUUUAGCAGGAGAUACUUUGUUAUUCUCUGCACAAUGUUUAAUGUGUAACUUUACAUUAGUGUAACAAUCGUGUCCGGAGGCUUCUGCAGUUUGCACAUCAGAAAUGUUUUUAUACUUUGUGUUUAUGGAUAGAACGUUUUAAUUUCUGCAGAUGUAUCUCCACUUUCUUCUUCUACUGAACUAUAAUGUUCCUCUUCCUGUUGCCUCACGCUAAAGCAGCGGGAAGCUAACGGUGGCUAGGACUUUAAACAUCUUUUAAACUUUCUCUAUUUUAUCGACCAAACCUAGAAAUUACAUUACAGGUAAUUUAGCAGACGCUCUUAUCCAGACUCUCAGUUAACUCACUACGGGGACAGACCUGCAGCAGCUCAGGGUGAAGGUAGUCAGGGACUCAAUGGUGCAGCUCUGGUGUUGAACUCACAACCUUCUGGUGUUCUGUGUGGAAGCCAAACCACUAGGCUAUCACCACCCUGAAAUAAGUUCCAAAGCUGGUGGAGCGGUGUAAUAUACAAAUGUCUGAUUUUCCCUGAGAUAAAAGUCGUAAAUUUAGGAUAUAUAAAUUUUCUCCUGUUUUUUCUCACUUUAAAUUCGGAGAAUAUCCAAGUUUUUUCUUUUAAAUUAACAAUUUAAAUAUUCCCUGGCUCCACUUAAAAAAAAAAGAAAGUUUUACUUACAAUGGCCGCUGUCGUACAAAUCGAAUUUAUGGAAGAAGAAAACAAUGUACAUUGUUUAUAUAUUUCCCGCACAACUAAAGCUGCGUUAGCACGGACUAAUGGUUUGUUGGUUCCAUUGCUAUCUGGCUAACUAGCCGCCAAACUAUGUUACACAAAAUUGAUCACGCUGCAACUUUACGGUAGAAAACAGUACACCAUAAAGUUUUUUAAAUUAUAAAGUAUUCUGUGUUUCCAGGAUGGAAAGCGAGCUAUGUGGUACAAUGGCUCAUAAUAUGUAAAAUAUCUUAAUAUUAUCAAAAUUAUUCUUAUUUGAGGGCUGGGAGCAUAAUUGUUGCAUUUUAAAGCAUGUUAGCGAGGAAUUUUUGAAAAUACAAAUUAAUUAAAUGUUAGGAAAUGCACUGAUUAGAGCUACAAGCUAAUUGUGCUUUAUUGUCUAUGGUUGCCGUUAAUUUCCCGUCCUGCCACAGCAGAAAGGUUUUAUUGUGGCGGGGCAUCUUGUGUUUGCUGAACAUAACGCAGUGAACUGUGCCUUUAACUUUCCGUUAUUAUAAAACAGAACAGUGCUCUGUAAAGAUUGUAUGUUACCGUGAUGCUGUUGAUGUUUUUAUACAUUUUGAUUUUCAACAAUAAAGUGAUCCGUUUAAA
This is a messenger RNA of Cottoperca gobio, 3986 nucleotides long. RefSeq names its product target of Nesh-SH3-like. The coding region runs from base 240 to 2279 and encodes 679 amino acids. The record is from RefSeq and is a predicted model, not a curated record. The transcript has 20 exons. Gene Ontology annotation, molecular function: protein binding. Gene Ontology annotation, biological process: extracellular matrix organization; positive regulation of cell-substrate adhesion. Lineage: Eukaryota; Metazoa; Chordata; Actinopteri; Perciformes; Bovichtidae.